Molecule: messenger RNA, 4453 nt
Organism: Hipposideros armiger (great roundleaf bat)
Lineage: Eukaryota; Metazoa; Chordata; Mammalia; Chiroptera; Hipposideridae
Product: serine/threonine-protein phosphatase 4 regulatory subunit 1-like
Exons: 22
Coding region: 429-3164 (911 amino acids)
Biological process (GO): protein dephosphorylation
Cellular component (GO): cytoplasm
Molecular function (GO): protein phosphatase regulator activity
Source: RefSeq, a predicted model, not a curated record
GCCCAUCCCAAGAUGGCGGAGAUCCCCCUGUACUUUGUGGACUUGCAGGAUGACUUAGACGAUUACAUUUCUUGAGCACCUCCUCGUUUUGGGGCAGAUCAUGUGUGGAGUCCAUGUAUUGUAGAUAAAUGAACCAGAAUCAGCGCUACCUCUCAGGGAGCUCACAGUCCAGGGGGAGAGCAGACUUGUAAACAGAACAUUUCCAGAUUCCAGGAAGCUUGCUGGCGAAGGAGGUCCAGUUUGACGAGCUGAGCUUUUCACUCGCACAGCCUUGGCUUUGUGGAAUAAGCCUUGCCCAGUGGCUCGUGGCUCGUUUUUCCUGUUGGUGUGUUGGAUGUACCUGUUUCCUCCUAGCAGGACGAGGGUGAAGAGGAACAAAAGAGCCAGAGCGGUAUGGAUUUGAAGACUAUGGUCCAGAUUGUGACAGCAUGAGGGUGACAACCUUCUUGGACAUCCCAGGCCACGAUAACCUGCCCCCGCUCGCUCGCCUGGAAAAGUAUGCUUUCAGCGACAACGUCUUCAACCGUCAGAUCAUCGCCAGAGGGCUACUUGACAUCUUCCGGGACUUCGGUAAUGAUGAAGAAGACUUCUUAACGGUCAUGGCGAUCGUGGUCAGACUGUCAGAAGAUGCAGAGCCCACAGUGCGGACCGAGCUGAUGGAACAGAUUCCUCCUAUCGCCAUUUUUUUACAGGAAAACAGAUCAAACUCGCUAGCGGUGCUCUCCGAAUAUCUCAUCCCUAUCGUGGUGCGGUACCUCACAGAUCCAAACAACCAGGUUAGAAAAUCAAGUCAGGAAGUACUCUUGAUUCUUCUGGAACAAGAUCUGAUUUUCCAGCAUGACAUUGAAAACAAAGUAUGUCCGAUCCUGCUGGCGCUCUCUGGCCCAGACAGCGACAACGAAUAUAAAGCAGAAGCCGUGAACAUCAUCUGCAAACUGGCAUCCGUGCUAAGCAAGAGCACAGUGGAACGCCUGCUGCUCCCUCGAUUCUGUGAAUUGUGUGGUGACGGGAAGCUCUUUCUAGUUCGGAAGGUCUGUGCUACAAAUUUUGGUGAUGUUUGCCACGCCGUUGGACAGGAAGCCACUGAGAAAUUUUUGAUCCCAAAGUUUUUUGAGCUUUGCUCGGAUAACGUCUGGGGGAUGCGGAAAGCCUGUGCAGAGUGCUUCAUGGCGGUGUCCUACAACACGUCCCCUGAGGUCCGCAGAAGCAAGCUCUCCCCGCUCUUCAUCAGACUGGUCAGCGACCCCUGUCGGUGGGUGCGCCAGGCUGCCUUCCAGUCCUUGGGACCUUUCAUUUCCACCUUUGCAAACCCCUCCCGGGCUGGCCUCUACAUUCGAGAAGACGGCACCUUGAGCAUCCGGCCUCUGGCUCAGGGCGCCAAGUCUGAUUCCACCUGCGGGUCACCCGGUGCCGGCAGCUGUGGUGACACUCCCUCAGCCCGCUCACCAAAGCCGGUGCAGAUAGAGCCGGCUCUGCCCGGGGACGCCAGCAGUUUCCCGUGUGUCAGGAGCUCCUGUCAUGGCCCAACGGAAAACUCAAUGGAAGCCCCUGCGUCGGCCGGGACUGAGUUGGCCGGGCUUUCCCCAGAGGCCGGGGAUAUUAACAACCUCCCCAUCAACAGCCACCCUGGACCCGGAUCCCGGGCCUGCGCAGGGAGUCCUGAGGACAGAUUCAGUAACUUCCUUUAUUGGCGAACUCCUCUCCCUGACAUCAGCAAGGACUUAGAGCUGCUUCUGAGUGAGGCCGGGCUACAGGAGGAAGCCUGCGGCCGACCUGAGACCAUGCACAACAGCUGUGUGGCCCGCAGCGAGAUUCAAAAAGUCCUCGACAGUUUGCAGGAGCAUCUGAUGAGCGACCCGGAUGUUCGAGCUCAAGUCCAGGUCUUAUCUGCUGCCCUGAGGGCCGUGCAGCUUGACUCUGUGAAUGAGCCUGAGCACAAGCCGACAGAGGGUGUGAGCGAGGCGCCCAUGUCAGCCCGCAGCCCUGCCUGUGACAGCCAGCCAGCUCUGUCAGCCGCGUCGCCACCCAGUGAGCUCUCCGUGGCCGGGGUACCUCAAAGCACAAAUCCAGGCGAACCCUGCGAGGGAACCAGUGACCGACCAGAGACCCAGAGGAGGCAGGACCCUAUCCCACUCGAGGAGAAUAAAUCUAAAUUACAGGAUAUAAUACCUCAGCCCCUGCUAGAUGAGUACGUGUCGAUGACCGACCCAGCUCGAGCCCAGACCGUCGAUACUGACAUAGCCAAGCACUGUGCUUACAGCCUCCCGGGGGUGGCGCUCACCCUGGGCAGGCAAAAUUGGCACUGCCUGAAGGAUACUUAUGAAACACUGGCUUCUGACAUGCAGUGGAAGGUACGUCGGACCCUAGCCUUCUCCAUUCAUGAGCUGGCUGUGAUUCUUGGGGACCAGCUAACGGCAGCUGACCUGGUGCCCAUCUUCAAUGGAUUUUUAAAAGACCUGGAUGAAGUACGAAUAGGAGUUCUUAAACACCUGUAUGAUUUCCUAAAGUUGCUUCAUGAAGACAAGAGGAGAGAAUAUCUUUAUCAGCUUCAAGAAUUUGUAGUGACCGAUAACAGCAGGAAUUGGAGGUUUCGAUAUGAACUAGCAGAACAGCUGAUACUGAUUUUGGAGCUGUACAGUCCCAGUGAUGUUUAUGAUUAUUUGAUGCACAUUGCCUUAAAAUUGUGUGCAGACCGAGUCUCGGAAGUUCGAUGGGUCUCCUUCAAACUAGUCGUGGCGAUCCUGCAGAAGCUCUAUUCGAGCAGUGAAAGCACACUGGGGUUAAAGUUCAUCAACGAGCUUGUAGUGCGGUUCCGGCACUGUCCCAAGUGGGUCGGAAGGCAAGCUUUCGCUGUCAUCUGUCAGGCGGUGGUGAGUGCCGAGUGUGUCCCCGUGGACCAGUUUGUGGAACACUUACUCCCCAGCCUGUUAAGCCUCGCGUCGGACCCUGUGCCCAACGUCAGGGUUUUGCUGGCCAAGGCUCUAAGGCAGACGCUGUUGGAAAAGGCGUACUUUAGAAAUGCCGGCCACCCUCAUCUUGAAGUCGUUGAAGAGACUGUCUUAGCUUUGCAGUCAGACCAGGACCAGGACGUCUCCUUUUUUGCCACCCAAGAACCAAAGCGGCAGAAUCUUAUAGACACUACCACGCUGGAGAAACAGAAUUAACCCCUGUGGUCACUCACAACCUGGUCCUUUCCUGCUUGGCACAUACCCCGCCCCAUAAUCCUACCUGUUGAGCGAGGGCAGGGUCCUCAAACUUUGAUACCAUGCACUCAAAUGACCCCUUUCCCACCUGCGGUCACUGGGACUGCACCUGGGACGGGAGCUAGUUCCUGGGGGCCCGGCCUCCACCGUGCUUCCUCGUCUUACCUGCCUCAGGUGGAAUCUGAAAAGGUUGCAGACCCAGGUGACUGACCGGGUGUGGGGGCCUCCGUAGCAUCAGAUUACCUGCGAGUAGUCUGUUUUCUCUAUUACAGGCUGUAGUAUUGAAAGCCUCCCCCACUCCCCCAAAAUAGUUUAUCAGAAGUUUUUCAGUCUUUAAAAGAUGUGCACGUUCAGCUUCCCUUAUGCUUUCCUAUAAAAUAUAGUUUAUGGCAUUAUAUUUUAUUUUUAACUGAAAUACUGUACAUAUGUGAAUAACUCGUGACAGGAAGAAAAAAUAUUAAUGUAAUAUUAGCCUCCUAUCAGUGAACAGAACAAAUACGUCAUUUAAAUUUAUGCGCCACUUUGAGUUUCUGCAAAUAUAGCCCAAUUUGUUUACUUUAAAAAAAUGUGAUAAAGAAAUCUACUAAAGAAUGAUUUAUGGCAAUCUUUCUAAUGUACGUUUGUUACAAACUACUUGGACCUUUUCCUCAAGCCCUCGCCCCCUCCCCUUCUUGCAAGAACUGUAGCCAGAAAGAUAUGUAUUGGCCUUUGAGAGAGGCUUAAAGCAGAAAGAUUUUUCGUCCUUAUGUGGAUAUAUUAUCAUUAGCUUAAGAACUCGGGAGGGAAAUUGCUCCUUGAGAUGCAUGGAUAUUGACUUUAUAUCUAAUGCUGUAGAAUCUUAACAAAAAAUAGGAAACCCUAGUCCUGAUCAGUCCAUAUACUUGCCCACAAAUACCAGUGAUUCAGAGUAUUAAAUUAUGAUACUCUUCAAAAUGACUUAAGUAUACAGAACUUAAAUUUCAUGCUUUUAAACUUUAGACUAAGAGCAAGAUGCUCUAGAAUUUAAACGGGUUUUUCAUUAAUUCAAGGUUCUAUAUACAUUGACUAAAUUCUGCAUACGUGUCUGCUCAUGUUAUUUUUCUUGUUUCUGUGUUUAUCUUGUCAAAGGUAGGCAUAAGGGAAGGAGGGAAUGGCCCUCUGGGAUCCCAGAGCAGCUGCCAAGGGCACGUCAGCCGUUUCAUUCUUCCCUUGGAUCUUUUUCUUGUCUGUCUUUUCUUUCUUUUGGUUUAAAUAAAAUUUCUGGAGCUACA